GCUCUAGUCAGCUGGCUUGCCAAAACUGGCUAUUGAUAGUGAAGGAACAGCAAGAAAAGUUUCAACAGAGAAGUUCUGCAUCAAGCCUAACUUAUUGAAUUUACUCUUCUUUUUGAUCAUUUUACAUUUUAAAUUGUCAUCUAGUUCUUUAAUUCGAUUUCUGUAAAUCCAAAAUGGCUUUUUUAAACACUUUCAGACAAUUAAACUCGAAGACUGCUAGUCUCCGUCAACUACUUGUUGGACCUACUAAACGAACUAUGGCAACAAAUCAAUUCAACCAUCCAGUGUCUAUAGCUAUCACUGAAGACGAAGCAUCAAUUCAAUCAAUGAUAAAUAAAAUGUGCCAAGACAUUGUUGCUCCUAGGACACAAAGAAUGGAUGAAGUUGCCAAGCUGGAUAAAGAAGUUAUUGAUGCUUUGUUCAAAAAUGGAUUAAUGGGAGUUGAUGUUGAUCAAAAAUAUGGAGGCACUGGUGCAAGUUUCUUAGCUACUAUUUUGGCUGUGGAAGAGUUAGCUAAAUUUGAUCCCUCAGUUAGUAUAAUCAUGGACGUCCAGAAUACUUUGUGCAUAUCUACGUUCAAGAAAUAUGCUUCUGAGGAACAAAAACAAAAAUAUUUACCCAGAUUAUGUAAAGAUACGAUAGCCUCAUUUGCCCUCUCAGAACCAGAAUCAGGUUCUGACGCAUUUGCCCUGAAAACUAGAGCCGAAGAUAAAGGAGAUCACUUUGUGAUCAAUGGUGGUAAAUGUUGGAUUACUAAUGCUGGAGAAGCCGAAGUAUUUCUGGUUUUUGCAAAUGUUGAUCCAAGCAAAGGUUACAAAGGCAUAUCUUGUUUUAUCCUUGAAAGAGGAAUGCCUGGUUUCACUAUUGGUAAACCUGAAAACAAAUUGGGUAUCAGAGCUUCAUCAACUUGUUCGUUAUCAUUCGAAGAUGUCAAAGUUCCUAAAGAAAAUGUCGUUGGUCAAAUUGGUCAUGGUUAUAAAUAUGCAAUCGGUAUUUUGAAUGAAGGCAGAAUCGGAAUUGGAGCUCAAAUGAUUGGCUUAGCUCAAGGGUGUUUUGAUUACUCUGUCAAGUAUUCAUUGGAAAGAAAACAAUUUGGUCAACCUAUCUUUGAAUUUCAAGGAAUGCAACAUCAAAUCUCUGUUGUAGCUUCACAAUUACGUGCGGCCAGACUAUUGGUGUAUGAUGCUGCUCGGGCUCGUGAAGCUGGUGCUGAUGUCGUCUUAGAAGGUGCCAUUGCUAAAUAUUAUGCUUCUGAAGUUGCUACAGCAACAACAAGCAAAUGCAUUGAAUGGAUGGGUGGUGUUGGUUUCACCAAGGAUUAUCCAAUUGAAAAAUAUUAUCGAGAUUGUAAAAUAGGAUGCAUUUAUGAAGGUACAACUAAUAUUCAAUUGAACACGAUUGCCAAAUUAAUUAAACCUUUCUACGCACAAUAGAAUCUCAACGUGAUAUGUAAUUCCAAGAAAGUGACCAAUCUGUAUCUUUUUCUAAUAUAUGCCUACAAACUUGAUAUUUAAUAUUAUUUCAAUAAAGGGGAUCAUCUUUUUCCAUCA
Tetranychus urticae (two-spotted spider mite) is the source of this 1550-nucleotide messenger RNA. RefSeq names its product short/branched chain specific acyl-CoA dehydrogenase, mitochondrial. Gene Ontology annotation, cellular component: mitochondrion. The record is from RefSeq and is a predicted model, not a curated record. Lineage: Eukaryota; Metazoa; Arthropoda; Arachnida; Trombidiformes; Tetranychidae. Gene Ontology annotation, molecular function: flavin adenine dinucleotide binding; acyl-CoA dehydrogenase activity.